Messenger RNA from Larimichthys crocea (large yellow croaker), 994 nucleotides. It is a transcript of the gene ndufa8, whose product is annotated as NADH:ubiquinone oxidoreductase subunit A8. The transcript is spliced from 4 exons. Lineage: Eukaryota; Metazoa; Chordata; Actinopteri; Sciaenidae. The record is from RefSeq and is a predicted model, not a curated record. Gene Ontology annotation, biological process: mitochondrial electron transport, NADH to ubiquinone. The coding region runs from base 146 to 661 and encodes 171 amino acids. Gene Ontology annotation, cellular component: respiratory chain complex I.
ACAGCAGCUCGCGCAGUAACAGAAACAAACUGACCUUCCUCGCGGCCUCGUCGCUCGUCCUGGAGCCAGACGAGGGGACCUUGAAUGAUUUUCAGCGGCCGCGUUUGAUUUGAUUUUUUGGCGUUUUUCUUACACACACGCAGCCAUGCCCACGCUGGAAGUCCCUUCGCUGCAGGAGCUGAGCGUGGACGAGAUCAAUGUGUCCUCCGCAGUGCUGAAGGCUGCUGCCCACCAUUAUGGCUCCCAGUGUGACAAACCCAAUAAAGAGUUCAUGCUCUGCCGCUGGGAGGAGAAGGACCCCAGGAAGUGUCUAGAAGAAGGGAGGAAAGUCAACGAGUGUGCACUAAACUUCUUCAGGCAAAUCAAGGGAAACUGUGCCGAGUCCUUCACAGAGUACUGGACCUGUCUGGAUUAUUCCAACUUGGCAGAACUGCGCCAUUGCCGUAAGCAACAGCAAGCCUUCGACAGCUGCGUCCUUGAUAAGUUGGGAUGGGAGAGACCUGAGCUGGGAGACCUGUCUAAGGUGACCAAAGUGUCGACCGCGCGACCCCUCCCUGAGAACCCCUACCAUUCUAGACCACGUCCUGAGCCCAACCCAGUCAUCGAGGGCAAACUGGAACCUUCCAAACACGGCAGCAAGCUAUUCUUCUGGAACUGGUGAGGCAACUCCAGAACGUCAGUCACCCUCCAAAGCCAUGCACUCUGUCCAAAAACAGCUCGACCACUUGAUACUUUAAAAGGUUUAAAUCUCAGGUGCAGACACAAGCAUUAAAGAUGCUGGUUUUGGCACCUUUGUCUCUGAAUGGUCUGAGGGUUGUUUUUGGACAGAGCUCAUGUCCUAACAGUGUCUUCAUCAGCGGUACCUCCAACAUCAUCAACGUUCAAGAAAGGAAGGGUUGAUCAUUGUGUGAACAAAGUUCAGCUUUCCUGACCACUUCUGUAAAUGUAAUGACAUGCUGUUAUUGUUGUCAAAUAAUAAAGAGAUAAAUUAUAA